UAUGGUAUGUAUCUUUAUUCUGCAACAUCAAACACAACAAAACAAACCAAGUGCCAAAAAUCCUUUCUUUAUCUUAGCUCCAAAAGUUAAGAAGUAGCGAAAAGAUACCCCAAAAAAAGAAAGAAAAAAUUAGAAAAGGGAAAUUUAAAAGAGGAAAGAGGAUCAUGAAUCUGGAAUGUGCUUUUAUUGAGGUGGAACACUAUUGUGAAAUUAAAAGGAAUCAUUUCAAAAUUCCAGAAAUAAAAAGGAAAGGAAUUAUUCAGCAGAUAAAAAUUGAAAUGUGUUUUGAGGGGUUCUUUCAGAAUCAAUCAAUCAUUAUUAAUUCGGCAUCAAAAUUUGUGGGAUCUCGCAAGUGUGCUAUAAAACCCCUCCUCUCAUUCUUAAUUUUGGUGAUGGAAUGGAAUCUCUGCAUGCAACUUCAGCCACAUCAUUUCAGACAUCAACAGAGAAGGCUGAUCACAUCUAGAAGACUCAAUAAAACUGCUUUUCAAUGGCAUUACAGUCUUUGUCUUUCGUGACCUUGCUGGCAUAUGGUUCACUGAUAACUCUUGUCGCAUUGACGCCGUGCUGGUAUGUCAUGGUCACCCAUAUGGAGAAACGCGCAAAUUUGAACUCACAAAAUAUUGUAUCCCAUUUGCAAUCAGAAAUUGAGUACUCAGCUGACCUUUUGCACCCAAUGAAAUCAUCAUCAACAAAUUUAGCUAGAUUGUUGAAUUCACCCCUUGAUUCUUCUACUAACAUAUCUUUCUCUGAUAUUAAAACCAAGAUAGCUCCAUUACUAUUUCAAGCAUUUGUGACUGUUCCUCACUUAACUCAAAUCUCAUACAUAGGAAUGGAAGGUUUCUUUUUCUCAUACUCUAGUGAUCAUAAUCAAACACUAGCAAUGUACUCUAACUCAUCAUCUAUGUCUUCUAAUGGAAUUGCCUCAAAUAAAACCUUAUACUAUAUCCAGCCUGUGAAUAAUGAAACUGGAGAGGUUUUUGGAGAAGCCAUAAUAUCAAACUCCUCUAUUAAUACAAGUUGGAUUAAGAGAGCAGCUAAUCUUUCAGAUGGAUUUGUCUCAUUAGGAACCAAAUGGAACAAUGGCAGUGAUAUUUUGUUCCUCAGUUAUGCUAGAGUCACAAAAGUAGGAGUGAUCUCUCUAGGACUUUCAGCAAAAGCAAUAACUGAUUUUGUUACUCGUGUCGACCGUUUAGGCACAAGCUCGUAUUUGGCUACCAAAGAUGGAAAAAUUCUUGUGGAAGGGAUUCAACAUAUCAAUUUGAUUAUUUCUAAUGAUUCAGUUAACUUACAAUCAGUGAAUGCAAAUGGAGAUUUCAUAAAGAAUGAGGGCACUGUCUCAUGCAAGGAUGAAGCUAUUGCUACUAGUUUGAAUAUUCAAGAUAUUAAAUAUCUAAUCCAAUGCUACCCCAUUGAUAUAAUGGGAAUCGAAUCGGUGUAUGUUUUGGCUGUCCCAAGAAAUGGAUUUGAUGUAAGUUAUAAGAAAAAGGGAUUGGCUCUGUUGAAUGUAAUGAUGGUAAUGAUACUUGUUGCUGUCUUUGCUUUUCUAUUUAUAGAUUCUAGAGCCAUAAGGAGAGAAAUGCAUUUGUGUGCUUCACUCAUCAAACAAAAGGAGGCUACACACCAAGCUGAGAAAAAAAAUAUGAACAAGAGCCUUGCUGUUGCUAGUGCCAGCCACGACGUUCGCGCUUCGCUCGCAGGCAUUAUUGCUCUCAUCAAACUUUCCUCUAAGUUAGUUGUCCCUGGUUCGGAAUUGUCAUCCAAUUUAAUCCAAAUGGAGGAUUGUACACAAGACUUUCUAGGACUAUUGAACUCUAUUCUUGACACAAGCAAAAUUGAGGUAGGAAAAAUGCUACUCAAUGAAGAAGAAUUUGAUCUAUCCCAUCUGCUAGAAGAAGUGGUUGAUAUAUAUCAUCUUGUGUCUAUGGAGAAAGGUGUAGAUCUUAUACUGGACCCUUGUAACGGUUCUAUCAUAAAAUAUUCGCAGGUGAAAGGUGACAAGCAAAGACUUAAACAAGUUUUGUGUAAUUUGUUGAGCAAUGCUGUCAAAUUUACAAAAGAAGGUCACAUAACGGUUCGGGUUUGGGCUCAGAAGCCGACAUUAAGUAACUCUAUAAUCAAGACUAACCAACAUAGUAUCACGAAACAUUUGUCAUGCUUAUUUUCUAAGAAAAAUGAACCAGAGGAGGACCUAGAAAAAACCAUGAACUCGGUCAAACAGGAACUGCAUUCUAUGGAUUUUGUUUUUGAAGUGGAUGAUACAGGAAAAGGUAUUCCCAAAGAGAAUUACAAGUCUGUGUUUGAGAAUUAUGUUCAAGUCAAAGAAACUGAUCCUGUCCAAGAAGGAACUGGCUUGGGACUUGGAAUUGUGCAGUCAUUGGUACGUUUGAUGCAUGGAGAUAUUGGAAUUGUGAACAAGAACAUUGGUGAAAAAGGAACAUGUUUCAGAUUCAAUGUGCUCCUAAGUAUAUGUGAAGGUGAAACAGUGACAGAUUUUAGCACAAGGGAAGCUCUUGAGUGUGGACCAAGUAACAGGAAUCAAGCUCAAGGGAGAACCUUUCAUCCUAUUACUUCUGGUUCAAGCAUUUGUUCCAUGAGUCCCAUGUUAAACAUUUGCAGCUCUAGUCCUAGGCUCGAGGCUUCCCGUGUUGUUCUUUUCAUCAGAAAUGAGGAGCGUCGGAGGACUUGUCAUAGGUUCAUGAAGAGUUUAGGGAUUAAAGUUAAGGUUGUGAAUAGCCAAGAAGAUCUUUUUGAUACUCUAGAGGAGAUCAAACAGAAAGGCCGCCGUUCUGGUGGCCCGAGUUCUCCUGAGUCUUCCAAUUUGAGUUCUUAUUCUGCAUCUCAUAAUUCAUUUGCAAGAGCCAGAGGUGUUCCUUUGAGUGCUAUGGAUGGAACUGAGUAUAUAUCUUCAGUGUUCAAGAAGACAAAUACUGGAGCUGUACCAGGUUUCAUCUUGAUUGUCAUUGAUACAAAUGCAGGACCAUCAUUUCCUCAACUUUGUGAAAUUGUGUCAACCUUCAAGAAGGGCCUUCACAACCGUUGUAAUGUUGUUUGGUUGGAUAAUCCACAUAUUCAUCGUAUCGAUUCCAAAGCAAUUGAUCAAAAUGACAUUGUCAUAUCGAAACCGUUUCAUGGCAGUCGCUUAUUCCAAGUCAUAAUGCUUCUUCCUGAGUAUGGUAAUGUUUGGCAGCAAAACAUUAAGAGAGAAACAACUCAUGACAGGUCAAGUUUAUCAAAACAUCGGUUGUCGGACAGAUCAGAUUCAGAAGUAUUCUCAUUUGAUGGAAGUCCAUGUCUAAGUGUUUGGAAGGGAAUUCAGAAAUCUUGCAUUCGAAAAUCUCCGGUUCAUCAAGGAGAAAUAUACGAAAUUGGAGACUCAAGCAGUUCUAAACCUUUGCAUUGCAAGAAAUUUCUGGUUGUUGACGAUACUAAAACUUUACGGAUGUUAGCUACGAGUAUACUGGUUUCGCUCGGUGCAACUGUCGAGCAAUGUGAGAAUGGCGAAGAAGCUGUGAGACUAGUUCAUGAGGGUCUAUCAAGAGAUCUUCCUAACCUUCCUUAUGAUUACAUCUUAAUGGAUUGCCAGAUGCCAGUGAUGAAUGGUUUUGAGGCAACAAGGCGGAUACGAGAGAUGGAGAAGUCGUACGGUGUUUGCAUGCCUAUCAUUGCAUUAACUGCAGAUAUUGACAGUUCAACGGCGGUGACUGGAAUGGACUUUCAUAUAGAGAAGCCCCUUAGAAAAGAGCAUUUACUUGAAGCCAUCAGAUACUUAAACAGGAGUGACAUAAUGUAGAAACCUUUUCUACGUUAUUUUGUAGAAACAACAAAACCGGCUGUUUGUUUGAGUAUUGAUAGAAGUAUAUUUUCUUUUGCUAUAGGGGGAAUAUACUUUGCAUACUUGCUAGUUCCAAACCUCUAUGUAUUGGGAGAUGUUUGAUAACUCCUUAUCAAUAUCGAUUUUUCAGUACAUUUUAUUGUUGUUUAUUUUAUUUAUUUGUGUGUUUAGUUAUAGUUUAGCUUGUUUAGUUAUAGUUUAGGUUGGCCUUUGAUAAUAAAUUCAGCAUUUGAAUCUUAAGCCUAAUAAGUCUUUAGAUUGAUAAUUUCUCCCUAACUAGACAAUUCUCGAUGUGUUAUCUAUUUUUUUUUUUUGUUUAGCUAUUGCAGGUAAUCAUAUGAAGUGGAACAAUAGGAGGGAAGUGACAUAGUCUGGUGGUGAAAAGAGCUCAAAAUGUGUUCAAGUUGUCAAGGCU
Molecule: messenger RNA, 4250 nt
Organism: Cicer arietinum (chickpea)
Lineage: Eukaryota; Viridiplantae; Streptophyta; Magnoliopsida; Fabales; Fabaceae
Source: RefSeq, a predicted model, not a curated record